Molecule: messenger RNA, 4152 nt
Organism: Aedes aegypti (yellow fever mosquito)
Lineage: Eukaryota; Metazoa; Arthropoda; Insecta; Diptera; Culicidae
Product: mucin-5AC
Exons: 3
Coding region: 1029-3452 (807 amino acids)
Source: RefSeq, a predicted model, not a curated record
CUUCGGGUUUAUACCAGGUUCUUCAGGCAGCUUUCUUGAAACAGCACCAACCACAACAACAACAGCCGGAUGGUUGGCACCGAAGAAAUUAAACGGCUAAAUCACUCUCCAUGCUUGAGCUCGAGAAAAUUAUGUGUAUGUAUAUCCAAGCUACUUCUUUAACUCUUCGGCGCGCGCGCUCGAAAUCCCGGCAUCUGUCUCUCCCGUGGCCCUCGGAAAGACGGACUCUUUGUGAGAGGUGAUAUCCAACCAGCCAGCUUCUUCUUUAGCAAGUCAGUCGGAAGGCGCAAACCAAAGCGAACGGACGCAAAUCCGGAAUCCCCAACCAGGAGAAGACCACUGGGUCAAAAUCAGUAUUGCACCAGAAUUCGUGGUGUUUCGGAGUUGAGAUUUGGGUGAAGGAAUAACAAUUAACGUGCACUUAGUGAAACGUUCUAUGAUUGUGCGGAACAGUGAUCAGUUGAAUUAAGCCGGAAGUAGCCUAGAUGUUGUACAAUUAGAGGGGAAGAACGUAAGGCUUGUGAAAGACGGGUGCCCCCCAGGGCAAGUCCAGAAAUCGAAAAUCACAGUGAAGAAAGUUGCAAUUACCCCUAUUGGAAAGUGAAAAUUAUACGUUCUUACGGUACUCCCAAGUGUGCGGUUGGCCAAAGGCUAAUGACUCUUCGCUGAUCCAGUCCGGUUCGGUUUGGUCCGGGAACGGAGAAGGCAAUUUUUCUCGUUGCAUUGGUUUUGGGUCUGGGAAGGAGACCGGGGAAAGCAGUAGGCGUUGAAGUGGUGAAGAACGGUCCUCGAUCUCAGCAAGCUCCUGCUGGUGCAAAACAACCAUCAUCGGCGAAAGGGGGAGUGGAGGAGUGCUUGAAGCACUGAACGGCGAGCGCAACGAACAGUUUAGCGGGGUGAACUCCAAGCUGGACUAGGGAAGAAGAGAGGUGCGCUCGAGCGCAUUCCAAGGCGCACAUAUUCCAGAAACAGGCGCGGAGAGAGCGAGAAACCCAAGUGGACGGUGAAGUGAAGGAGAAAAUAACGCGAUGAAGCACAAAUCCAUAUUGCUGCUGUGCCUGCUGGUGGGCCCCGCACUGGCCAGGCCGAAUAUGGAACCGAUCUACUACCGCGCCAAUAGCAAUCCGCUAGAGGUGACCGAGGAACUGAUUCCAACGACAAACGCUCUACCAUUGGUCGCGUCCGGUGGUGACUCAGAUCAUCAGACAUCGACCGGUGCAAGUAGUGGCAACAACAAUCCAGCGACCCAGGCGACUCCAACGGUGGCUCCUGGAACUACUACCAGCCCAGUUUCGACAUCCACGACGACCCCAGCUCCAUCAACGCUGGCUCAGGAUCACAUUAGCAGCCCUCUAUUCAGACGCCCGGAAAAUCUACUGAAGACCAAGAUCGGAACUUCGGGUUAUGUGGUGUCUACCAGUACGAAAAUCCUAACCAGCGCAGGUUUGCAUUCAUCAAAGGCAACUGCUGGAGAGGCCAAGGCUAACGAUCAGAUUGUUACAUAUGAUAACUUUGCUAGCCAUGCUGGAGUUGCCGAACCGAUGUCCGACGAAGAAUACCACAAGGAACUUAGCAAGGCAAACGAUAGAGUACGCAUAAGACUACAGCCGACGACUACAACUCCCAAGGAGGGUCUCUCCACUUGGGUUCUUCUCAGUGAAAGUAACUCACCAACAUCCACCGAAUCGAAAAAGGAAAUUGUCACAACUACUAGGCCAACAACCACUACUACCACCCCGACAAGACGAAUGGUCACGACCACUGCACGGAAGCCAUCGACUACCGCUCGACGACGAACAACAACGAGUACACGGGCGACAACCGUUUCCGAAGAGAAAAAGGAGAAAGUUAACAAAUUCAUGACCAGGAUCAAGGUAACUGAUGGUCCGAAACCAAAAUUAGAAGACAGUUCUGUCAAGCCAGAAAUCAUCAUCAAGAAAACAAAGAAACCUUUCACACCAACGAGUGCGAAGACUACUACUAAGACCACGACUACAGCAGCCCCGACUACCACAACUACUGAACUGACGGUGACUGAGUCUCCUCUUGGACCCACAACUGCUUACGACCAGAACUCAGAUGACAAUGCCGUUGAAACGUCCACUUUCCUCAUCCUGGAACCUAAGGAUGCUCAAUUCGAUUUACCCGAAGAUCGCUCACCAGCCAAAGUUGCAAAGAAAAAAGUCACUCGUAAGCCAAGCACUCCUGCUCCAGUUACCAAGAAGAAGCCAGCCACCAAGAAGAAGAAGCCUGAGGAGAAAGAAGCACUUCGGCCAAGUGAGAAGAAACCACCAGUAAAGAGCAAGCCAAUCUCAACACAAAUCAUGAACUACCUUUCUCGUGAAGUCGUGCCCACCGUCGGAGUAGGCCUAGUAGGCUUGGUAAUUACAGCAGGCUUGGCAUCUUACUUCCUAGGUACUCCUUUGACGGCUGCACUGAGACGGUCUGACGAAACCAACCGUAAAGAUGACAUGUACUAUUCCAACUACGAAGACUACGCUACCUCAGAUGGACAAAAUGAAGAGGAAGUUUUCGGAAAACUGAUUGCCGGAAUGCCCGAACGCUCUUACUAUCGUAACACUCUGCGACGUCGAGUAAGUCAGCCGGCUCGAACUGGCCACCAAUACGGCAACUAUCACGUACAAAGUUAUUCGGUCAACAAAUAUCCUCACAUCAGCUAUCGCAACCAACCACGUCCAGCAUACCCUGGAACUCCAGAAAUGUACACCAACUACAAUCGUCAAGUGCAGGCCAAGUCCCAUAACGAAUUCUACUACAACACCCCACCGAGCUUCUAUACCAAAUCCAGCUCUCCAGUGUAUGUAGCUCCGGAAAGCACAACCCAUCCAACUACCACUACAUCUACCACCUACGCUCCGUUAACCAGUUCGUCGCCUGCUUCCGACGAAAUGUCCGAUUCCGAACAAGAUCACGAGUUACUGCCAAAUCCAGCAGCCUACACUGCCGAGCAUAGUCCGGAACACCAUGCUCAGUAUGUUGUCGGAAGCGUUUAUCACCAGGACAACAGCAUGAUUGACAUUAUUACCUCGGCUCCUGUCCCGGAACAUGGACCACGUCGGAAACGUGACAUCACCAGCGCAGAAAACGAACUCGAUAACGAGAUCGACAACGAAAUCUCAGGAAGCGGUGACAAAAAGUCGGAUGCCACGACAACCAGUACAAGCGCACCGACAACCGUAACGACGGCAGCAGUAGGCAUUGACACGUUCGACCCAACGACCGAGGGUGAGAAGGGCGAGCCGGGCUCUGUCCCAGCUAAUGAACGCCCUAUCAGCUGGCCUGAGCUAAUCCGCAACACCGUUGAGAUGAAACUAGUUGUCGGAAUCAACCUGCUGCAGGACGUGACUAGCAUGUUUCAGAGAUAUCUGAGCGGUGUCCAGCAUCGUGUUGAGGAGCACUUCAAUCACACGGCAAGCGUGGUGCAACAGUGAUGAACCCUUUUUGGAACCCAACAGCUCAUUUUUUAAGACUUUAAUGUUAUUUAAGACUCACCCAGUACACUCCUCGUUAUUGAGAGAGAGCAUGAUUCUUUGUCAAAAUGCGUUCAACUUGCGGGUACGAGCUUGAGGAUUGAAAUCUCGUUUGUCAGCGUACACUGACUCAUCGUCGGAAAUGGAAUUGAGAAACUUGUCCUUGUUUAUAAUCGUAACUGACUUCAUUCAUUCGACUGAACGAUCGCACCAAAAUCUAACCAAAAACGCAAUGAGAAUUUUCUCCUGAUCUCGUACCAAGUCCGACUCGAAUCGAAGUAGGCGUCAGCGAGUUGAAGUAUGGCUAGCCUCUGGCGGAGCCUGCUGCGUUGCUCUGAUCGGAAGCGCAAAAUGGCAGCGGCUAGGGGCUUUCCUUUAGAGAUGGACAAUCACUUUUGCACCAAUUUUAAUCAAUUCCCAGUUAUCAACCACCGUUCCCAGUGACAGAAGGAAAAGGAAAAGAAAGAACUCAACAGAAAUAAAGUAAAACAAUGUGAAGCAAAACGAUGGCGUUGUGAAUUUUAUUUAUUUAUGUUUAUUACGACAUCGUUGUACAUAACUUUUAAGAAUUACGGUAUUUUUUAUUCUAACUUAUAAGCGAUGCUACAUGGAAUUGUGUUUUCUUUUUUGUCUGUGGAAAUAAAUUAUUUAUUUAAAUAAA